GACUGGUUCUGGCGUGUAUAUUCUGUGAAGCCGCUUAGUAUUGAAUGUCGACGUCAAUCAUUAAUGUCAACUUCGAUGUCUCCAGCUUCCCUCGUUCUUGGCUAGGGCAGAAUCCAUGGAUUGACCUUGGCGGUGAGCUAGACCUUAGCCUGCUGUCGAACGGAUGGGUUCCAAAGUCGUUCCAUCCAUUAUCUUCUUCAAAUAUAUAGAGAACUCUGCUAAAACACGCCUUCGCCUGCACACAUGGCAUGUCCAACGAUCCCUGAUCCAGCUGCGAACACGCUCGCCUCCGGCAUCCUAAGGGCAUGGACAAUGUAGCUGGCCCAAACAGUUCUCGCCGAACGAGUGACAACGUGUCAAACAGUCUCGCACCUACGAUCUCAAACGGUAAUUCGAAAAGCCCGUCUUUGCGUAGGCGAAGUCCUUCCGGGAGUUUCCUAUCUCGUAUACCGUUCUUGAAGUCAUCGGAGGAGAACCGUAGCGCAAAGACCAGCGGUAAUGACCAUCACGAACAGAGUGAAACUGAACAAAAUGAAGAGAAGCGUGGAGGGUCACUGUCGCAGGCUUUGCGACAGGUCAAGCCUCGGAACAGAAAGGGUUCGUUGAGAAAGACGGCGAUAUUGGGUACUGGCAACAUAAAGCUCCAAGGACGAGAGCGCAAGAACUCUCUCCGGUCACGGCCAUCCGAGGCCCAGGACUACACAACAAACGCUGGCGAAGCGACCUCAGCUCGUCGACUUCCAUACAUGAAUAAUGCUUCGACUUCAUCUUCCGAGAACAACUUCGUCAAUACAAUACCACAAUCAUUAUCUAGCAUGUUUGUUAAAGACGACAAUGCAUACGAGCGCGAGCCUCUUACACCAAACCAAACAUUAUCGCCUAUCACUAGCCCAGAGUCGGCGAAUACUUAUAUGUCUACGACGGACGACGAUACCGAUUCGUCUACAUUCUCUCGACCACCUGUCAUCCCCGGUGGUAUGGUGCCUAGUCAACAGUACUUUCCGCUCCCGCUGAACACAGCAUUAGCGAGAAAACGGUCGGUGAACCGCGCGCAUCCUUCACAAAGCUCUCCUCUCUCACGUCCACCUGUAACGGUCGAAGACGACUAUGACUACAGCGAGACGGAAUGGUGGGGCUGGGUCAUACUGAUGGUCACAUGGAUUGUUUUCGUUGUAGGCAUGGGAAGUUGCUUCGGAAUUUGGAGCUGGGCUUGGGAUGUUGGUGAGACGCCAUAUGCGCCUCCGGAGCUGGAAAACGACGAAACCUUGCCCAUAGUCGGAUACUACCCAGCGUUGAUCGUACUCACGGGGAUUAUGGCGUGGGUAUGGGUUGUGACAGCAUGGGUUGGGAUGAAGUAUUUUAGACAUGCUCGAGUAAUGGCCGAAGAGGGCUGAGAAUAUUCGUUCGAGACUAUGUGAUGUUGUUACUGGCAAGCGAUGUGGCCUGGCCUCCAAACCUCCUACGCGCCUUUGUUGGCGUAUCUGAACCUUCCACGGAAUCUUUUCCGGGCUGGUCUCGCUAGUUGACGCGUCGUGGUCUAGACGCACACGCCCUGCCAGAAAUAUAACGCCGUGGCUUUUCAAGAUUGCUGAGAUGGAGUGCCAGCGUGGACCAAG
Pseudovirgaria hyperparasitica is the source of this 1616-nucleotide messenger RNA. RefSeq lists its product as uncharacterized. NCBI's taxonomy places the organism in Eukaryota, Fungi, Ascomycota, Dothideomycetes, Acrospermales, Acrospermaceae. The transcript has 2 exons. The record is from RefSeq and is a predicted model, not a curated record. The coding region runs from base 306 to 1394 and encodes 362 amino acids.